AUGGCGGCGACCGUCGCUACGUCCCAACCCCUUGGGGGUGGAGGGCUUCACCCGUUGCAAGCCCAGGGGCUACGCGCCGGUGGCGGCGGCCAGCAGCAGCAGAGACAGCAGCAGCAGCAACAACAGCAGCAGCAGCAACAACACCAAGAGGAGGGUGGCGAUGGGGGUCUCGAUCUAGCCCACCGGAAGCUGACUCUCAAUGACUUCUAUAGAGUGCGGACAUUAGGGACCGGCACGUUUGCGCGUGUCGUCCUUGUGCGGCCCGCGAUUGGCAGCGAAGCGGAUCGCUGCAAGGUGUACGCGCUGAAGAUACUGCGCAAAACCGAAGUCAUCAAGCUCAAGCAAAUCGACCAUGUGCGCCACGAGAGGCAGAUCUUGGCCGACGUGUCAGGCCAUCCCUUCAUCACCAACUUUUGCGCUUCGUUUUCGGAUCACGACUUCCUCUACCUGCUGCUGGAUUACAUCCCCGGCGGCGAGCUAUUCACGUACCUGCGCAAGUUCCGGCGCUUCGACGAAGACAUGGCGCGUUUCUACGCGGCCGAGAUAGUGCUCGUGCUCGAGUACCUGCACGAGCAGCAAGGAGGGAUUGCCUACCGCGACAUGAAGCCCGAGAACCUGCUGCUUGAUGCUGAGGGGCACAUCAAACUGGUCGAUUUCGGGUUUGCCAAGCGGUUAGGUAAUAACAAGAACGAGCAUCCAGUCGAGACAUACACGCUCUGCGGCACCCCCGAGUACCUGGCGCCCGAGGUGAUCCAUAACAAGGGCCACACAACAGCCGUCGACUGGUGGGCGUUGGGUAUACUGAUUUACGAGUUCUUGACGGGCUAUCCGCCGUUUUGGCACCAAAAUCCAAUAGAGAUUUACAAGCAAAUCGUAGAAAAGCCGGUCGUCUUCCCGCACGAUCCGCCCAUCGGCGAAGAAGCGAAGGAUAUCAUCAGGCAGCUGUGCACCGUUGACCGGUCGCGGCGGCUGGGCAACAUUAGCGGCGGCGCAGCCAAGGUCAAGGCGCACCCGUUCUUCAACGGCGUCGACUGGGACGCCGUGAUCCAACGGCGCCAGCGCGGCCCUAUCAUCCCGCCCAUCCGAUACCCCGGUGACGCCCAGUGCUUCGACAUUUAUCCCGAGGAGGAUGCGGUGCGCGACGAGUACACGGACGAAAUGGCCGAGAGGUACGACGACUACUUUAGGGACUUUUGA
This is a messenger RNA of Lasiosphaeria miniovina, 1197 nucleotides long. Its product is annotated as kinase-like domain-containing protein. Gene Ontology annotation, cellular component: cytosol; cAMP-dependent protein kinase complex. The record is from RefSeq and is a predicted model, not a curated record. NCBI's taxonomy places the organism in Eukaryota, Fungi, Ascomycota, Sordariomycetes, Sordariales, Lasiosphaeriaceae. Bases 1 to 1197 code for a protein of 398 amino acids. Gene Ontology annotation, biological process: peptidyl-serine phosphorylation; signal transduction. Gene Ontology annotation, molecular function: ATP binding; cAMP-dependent protein kinase activity. The transcript has 4 exons.